UCAAUUAACGCUAAACCCACAAUGAGAAGAGACGAAGUACAACUUUAUUGACAAAUGCGCUGUACGUGCAACAUACAGCACAGAUUAAAUUUCUUCCCUCUCAAAUAGACAAGACAACAAGAGCUGCCAUCAAAAGAACAGUUAACGUAAAAUGACAAAAUAAUACAACUCACUAUAUUCGGCACACCCGAGCUAACUGUACUCCAACCAACAGGUGGCGAUAAUGCUCUACUGUUAAUACACGAAGAGCACAUACACGGAACGGAAGUUCCAUAUUUAUUUACGGAAGUAAAGUAGAUUACGCCCCCCGCCCCCAGAAAAAAAGUGUGGAUUUUGUAAUUUACUCUUGAUUCUUUGUCACUCUAACCGUGCAAGCCACGCUAAAAUGACCGCCGCCAAUCCUCCAGGCUUUCCCACCAACACCCGCGUUGCCAUCCUGGCCGAGUUGGACAAGGAGAAGCGGCGGCUGCUUCAGACUCAAUCCUUGAGCGAUCCCGGGGCCAACACGCCAUUGACCUGCAGAGGCGGCGCGACGAAGGACGCGAAGGAAAGCGCGGAGCUGCAGCACAUCGCAGCCCAGCAGAAGGCCGCCCUCCAGCACGCCCACGGACACUCGUCCGGCUUCUUCAUCACCCAAGAUUCGGCGUUCGGCAACCUCAUCCUCCCGGUGCUUCCACGCCUGGAGCCGGACUUGUAAUCGCCUCCUUCAACUUGUUGGACAGUACGAACUCGUCCGUAUCAUGUUCACAUGUCAAAUAUUUAAUGUUGUAAUAAAUAAUAAUGGUGCCUUGAGGAAUUACUGGCAGUCGUGCUUUUGUUUUCCUA
Messenger RNA from Hippocampus zosterae (dwarf seahorse), 825 nucleotides. Its product is annotated as SOSS complex subunit C-like. Gene Ontology annotation, biological process: DNA repair. Gene Ontology annotation, cellular component: SOSS complex; nucleoplasm; nucleus. The transcript has a single exon. The coding region runs from base 386 to 697 and encodes 103 amino acids. Lineage: Eukaryota; Metazoa; Chordata; Actinopteri; Syngnathiformes; Syngnathidae. The record is from RefSeq and is a predicted model, not a curated record.